AUGAAAAUUUUUAAUACUAGGAUACAAAUAUUUUUAUUUAUUAUUGCUCUAUUGAUAGAUUAUUGUUAUGCUCGUACAUGUUCUACUUCAAACAUGACUCUGCUCGACCUCGAUCUUUUCCCAUUCUCAGGUAAGUUUUUAGAGUACAGUCCUCAAGAGUCAGGACAGUCGACAUAUGAUUACAUUCUCAGCUUUUUAGUUAACGAUGCUGCACAAGGUUUUGGUAAUUUCAAUGGAAUCACGGACAUAAAUUAUCAACUAGAUGUUGAUAAUGAUGAUUCUGAUAGCACUGGUACUUUAUUUGGUAACACUAUAGAUAUAUCAAAUUUCACAUUAAAAGCAUCUGUUUAUUUUUUCCCAAAAUUUGAUGGAUAUUAUAACUUUGAAAUCAGUGCGGAUGAUGCUGCUAUACUCUCUAUAAGAUCACAUUAUGAUUAUUAUUGUUGCCACAAUUAUACCAUAGAUGCAAGCGAUCCAAUAGGAUUCUAUAAAAAUCUUUAUGAAGAUUUUACAGAUCUUCUAACAGUAACAGGGUCGUCAGACGAUGUAACCACGAAAACCAUAUAUUUAACUGUUGGCACCCCAGUGCUUCUUGUAAUGACAUCCAUAAAUAGAUCAGGGGGCGCCAGCUAUAGCAUGACAAUCACUGACCCAAAUGGCGAUAUUAUAAGUGAUUUAACAGAUUAUUUAUAUUCUGGUGAUAACUAUUCCAUAACCUGUCAUACUGAAGUGGAGGUUCUGGAGACAGCAAGUGUGCAAUCUAGUACAACUUACUCAACGGCCUUUAACACUAUUGCCGCAGAUAUCUUUCAAGUUCCAGAUACUCAAACCACUUAUUAUGUUAAAGUACCUGAAACUAUGUCUUUGGGUUCUUCUUCAGAAGUUGUGUCAUCAUCUAGUAUCGUAUCAAGUUCAACUGUUAGUUCGGGAUCCCCAUCUAGUGUUGUAUCAAGUUCAACUAUUAGUUUGGAAUCCUUAACUGGUGUGAUAUCCAGCUCAACAACGGACUCUGUCUUGUCUUCAAGUAUGAGCGCUAGCUCAUCUGCAAGUAGCAACCCUUCAUCUAGCUCUGAAUUAAACUCAAGCGGUAGCCCAAGUCAAUCAUCAAGUACUGUGUCGGGUGUCACCACACUCUCAGAGCUAUCUUCAAGCUUAAUAUCAAGUUCCACUUCUGUCGCAUAUUCAAGUUUAAAUUCGGGAGAAUCUUCAAUUUUUACCUAUAGUUCAUCCGAUAACGGUGGUGAAAUAUCCAGUACCACCUCUAACACAACACUGUCAUCACAAUCAAGCUCUACUGGAAUUAUUAACGAAAUAUCUAGUUCACUAGCAGACUCUAGCACAAGUAGUGCAUACACUUACUCAAACUCCUCAACGGUCAAACCCACCACCUCAAUCACCUCUAAACCAAUUUCAGGAUCAUCUGAAGUUAUCCAGUCAACUGAGGGAGAUUCUAAUUUGGGCCAAAAGACUUCGGUUACUGUUCCUUGCACUUCUGAAAAUUGUCAAAACAUUUCUACACAAUCAACAGAAUAUAUUACUAAAACUUCCAUUAUUACAUCAACAAUUGUUACCGAAUGUUCAGUUACUGAAAAUGAUUCUACGGAACUUCUAUUAUCAACAUACGUGACCGAGAUUACUACAGUUGCUACAAUUACAAGUUGUCCAGGUGGUUGCUCAAUAAAAGCCUCGAAAACAACCGAUUCUAAAGCUUCUGGAGCCUCUGUGGUACAAGAGACAGAAGAAACCUCUGAAGCUCCAAUAAAGCAAGGAACCUCUACUGUCUCUAUGAAACAAGAAACCUCUAGAGCUCCAAGCAUUCAAGGAACAUCAAAAUUACAAGGAACCUCAAGUAGUUCUUACGUUGUUGAACUUAAUGAAAACAGUGCUACAAAGUCAAUGCUUGAUUUUGGCGCCAUUUUUAUUUCUAUAAUAUCUGGGUUCUUUGUUUUAUAG
Molecule: messenger RNA, 1953 nt
Organism: Maudiozyma saulgeensis
Lineage: Eukaryota; Fungi; Ascomycota; Saccharomycetes; Saccharomycetales; Saccharomycetaceae
Source: the annotation of a GenBank genome assembly